Paramecium sonneborni is the source of this 998-nucleotide messenger RNA. NCBI's taxonomy places the organism in Eukaryota, Ciliophora, Oligohymenophorea, Peniculida, Parameciidae. The record is from the annotation of a GenBank genome assembly.
CAUGAACCAACUUUUUACAAAUCACCUAAUCUUUUCCAAUUUAUUCCAUUAAACUUAGCCAUUUACCUAACCCCUUCCCUUUUAAAAUCCUCUAUAAACUUAUUAUUCAUAAUUUUAAGUACCAUUCAAUUUCGCCCCAAUUCACAACUACUAGAGUUAGUAACAAUUGCCAUUUUAAAGAAAUCAUGAUUAAAGUAAUAUUCUUACUUAUCUUAGUCAUUCAUACUGAAAACUCAACCAACUCUCAAAAAACGACUCUAUCUAUACAAUAUUCUAAAAAUAACAAUGAAUUUCUGGAUCCCUCUAAUCAAAUUCUUUUGAACAAAUAAACUCUUCGUGAAUACAUUCUUUUAAUAAUUGAUGAUGACACUCAAAUCCAUAGAAUAACACAAAACCUUAGAGAUAACAACCAAACUCAGUUAGCCAAAAUUUUAGAAAUUUUAGCUAUAAAAUAGCAAUAGCAAAUCAAGAGUAGAGAAGAAUUAAUUAAAUUUUGUCUUAGAAAAGCAUUUAGGUUUAUAUUUAAGAGCAUAUCAGAAAGAAAUAAUAUUUCAAGUAUUUUUCUCAACAAUCUAUUAGAAACUAAUUUAAAAACAGCUCGAUAAGAAUUUUUGAAAAUAAUCGAACAGGAGAUAAAAAUUCCAUUAAUUCUCCCAUUUAGAAAGAACAGCAAAAACAAAACAAUGAAUAAUGAUUUCCUCAAACAAGUAUUUUCAUCUCAAAUUUUCUAAACUUUUUACAAAGAGUUUUUAGGUACUCCUCUUUCUAUAUUUUAGAUCAUUUAGACGAUACUAUACAAGAAGACAGAAAGAAAAAGAUUGACAAACUAUAGGACAAAAUUUGGUUGAGUUUAAGAGAUAAUAGAACUGUAAUUAUAUUUUUUACUAUUUUAGGCUUCCAUUGACAUAAAAAGACUACCUUGGUCAUUAAAAAACACAGAAAGAGUAAAAUCAAUAGCAUUUGAGUUGUUGACAUUUUCAUAAAAUCAUUAAAAUUGA